Messenger RNA from Emys orbicularis (European pond turtle), 1713 nucleotides. RefSeq names its product zinc finger DHHC-type containing 1 (gene ZDHHC1). The transcript is spliced from 10 exons. Gene Ontology annotation, molecular function: protein-cysteine S-palmitoyltransferase activity. Gene Ontology annotation, cellular component: endoplasmic reticulum; Golgi apparatus. Gene Ontology annotation, biological process: peptidyl-L-cysteine S-palmitoylation; protein targeting to membrane. The coding region runs from base 1 to 1713 and encodes 570 amino acids. The record is from RefSeq and is a predicted model, not a curated record. Lineage: Eukaryota; Metazoa; Chordata; Testudines; Emydidae.
AUGAACAUCUGCAACAAACCUCCUAAUAAGACAGCUCCAGAAAAGGAGGGUGAAGCAACUGCUGAAGUCCAAUCUCAGCACACCCGAAGGAAUGGCUGGAGCUGGCCUCUACAUCCCUUCCAGAUUAUUGCCUGGCUGUUAUAUCUCUUCUUCGCACUGAUUGGUUUUGGAAUCCUUGUGCCUCUCUUGCCUCACCACUGGGUGCCUGCUGGAUACAUUUGUCCAGGAGUGUUUUUUAUCUGCCACCUAGUGGUUCAUUUCACUGCAGUCUCCAUUGAUCCAGCUGAUGCCAAUGUGCGAGAGAAUAAGUACCUAGGGCAGCUGGCCACUUUCAGCCGUAACCAACAUGCUCAUGUCAUUGAAAACCGUCACUGCCAUGUCUGUGAUGUGGAUGUAAGCUCCAAGUCGAAACACUGUGGAACCUGCAACAAGUGUGUAUGUGGCUUUGAUCAUCAUUGCAAAUGGCUCAAUAACUGCGUGGGGGAGAGGAACUACUGGCUCUUUUUGAACAGCGUGGUAUCUGCCAUCCUAGGCCUCGUCCUCCUCUUGCUCAUUGCAUUCUAUGUCUUUGUGGAGUUCUUCGUUAACCCCAUGAUGCUGCGCACCGACCAGCACUUUGAAGUAUUAAAGAACGACACGGACAUCUGGUUUGUGUUUCUACCUGCAGCUCCCAUCGAGACCCAAGCGCCUGCCAUUUUGGUCUUAGCUGGGAGUCUCAUUCUGCUGGGCCUGCUGACUGUGACCCUGUUAGGUCACCUGCUGAUCUUCCACAUCUAUCUUAUGUGGAACAAAUUGACCACCUAUGAGUACAUUGUGCAGCAGCGUCCCCGACAAGAGAUGAAGGAGGUCAACAAACAGCUAGAGUCUUGUCCUUCCCCGGUGAGGCCCACUCAGGAGGUGGAUUUUUAUGCAGGAAACCUUGGCUACACCAACCCUGAGAUACAGGUGGAAGACUCAUCAACAGUAACAUCAGGCAGAGACCUUUCAAAGUUCUGUGUCCACAACGAUGGAGCAGACCCCGAGCUCAACUCUUCUCCUGAGCUCCCAGCUCUUCAGUCCAUAGUCCACCCCCAGCAGCAGAAGAAGCGGAAGAAGAAAAAGGUGUGUAAGGUUCCAUCCUCAGUCAUGGAUGAAAGGUCCAAGACAAGCAGUCAGCCCAGACGCCCUCUCCCAGCUACCCAACCAGAAUUUUCAGCCACUGCUGCCAUCUCAUCCUCCUCCCACAGCCUUCAUCUCCCUAUGCCAGCUUUCCCUCACAGCGCUGCCAGGCCUGCAAGCAGCAUUGGCCAUGUCCAGGCAGCUGCACCGCCUGCUGAAUACCACUCAGAGUCUGCAGAGUCCAUGGAUGAGAUCCCUGUGGCUCAGACCCGCCUGGGGAGCGCUGCCCCUACGGGGGCUUCCAACAAAAGCCUUAACAACUUUCACCAUCAUUCCUUGUCCACAGCCCAUGCCAGAGGUGAUGGGGAGAAGAAUCUAUAUCCUGGGCACCUGGUAAAAAGGAAAAGCUGCCAGAGAGCCAGUGAUGGGGAACAAGAGCUGGAACUGCUCUCUAAGAUACCUGCUGUGUUUGUGAGCGAGAGCAGUGGUGAGCCUCCGGUCCCACCUGGUGAGAUAGUAUCCAAGCCCCAUCACAGGAAGUGCACUAGCAAACAGCAUGUGGAUGAGCAGGACCCACACUUGUGGGACAUGAGGACAAACACAAGAGCAGCUUAG